Messenger RNA from Acanthosepion pharaonis, 675 nucleotides. The record is from the annotation of a GenBank genome assembly. Lineage: Eukaryota; Metazoa; Mollusca; Cephalopoda; Sepiida; Sepiidae.
AUGCCUUUCUUUCAAGAUCAUUUCAUUGAGAAUGCUAUCCCUUUAUUCACUUCCUUCUCUUCUCUCUUUUUCUUUGUUUAUUACUCUUUUCCUUUCCAUCCUUUCUCUCUUUCUCUUCUCUUUCCUUACAUUCUUCUCUCUUUUAUCAACGCCUUUUCAUAUGUUUGUUGCUUAUUAGUCUCUCUCACUUCUUUGCGUCUCUCUUUCCAUAUUGUUUCAUCUGUAAUUCUCUCUUCCUUUUGGCAUUUUCUAACCGUUGAAAUCUAUUCUCUUUCUUUGUCACUCUCUCUUCCAGAGAGACGUGUUAGACUGACGCCCACUCCUUCUAUUGGCUAUUCACUUCACCUUUCUUUUCAUAAUGCAUUUCACCACUCUCUUAGUAUGUGGGUAUUUCUAUCUUUUUCUUUCAAUCAAUCUCACGUUUGUCCUACCUGUAUCCGCAAUUUAUCCAUCACAAUCUGUUUAUUUCUAUCUAUCUAUCUAUCUAUCUAUCUAUCUAUCUAUCUAUCUAUCUAUCCCAGUCUGUUCAUAUCUAUCUAUCUAUCUAUCUAUCUAUCUAUCUAUCCCAGUCUGUUCAUAUCUAUCUAUCUAUCUAUCUGUCGUUCUCAGUUUUUUUCAUAUCUAUCUAUUUUAGACUAUGUUUCUCUGUAUUUAAUUUACUUUAUAUCUAGCUAG